Molecule: messenger RNA, 1190 nt
Organism: Dufourea novaeangliae
Lineage: Eukaryota; Metazoa; Arthropoda; Insecta; Hymenoptera; Halictidae
Gene: Gbeta5
Product: guanine nucleotide-binding protein subunit beta-5
Exons: 6
Coding region: 141-1190 (349 amino acids)
Biological process (GO): G protein-coupled receptor signaling pathway; G protein-coupled dopamine receptor signaling pathway
Cellular component (GO): heterotrimeric G-protein complex; cytoplasm
Molecular function (GO): signaling receptor complex adaptor activity; protein binding
Source: RefSeq, a predicted model, not a curated record
GUUUCUUAUUCAGAAAUGGCAGGUGACAAGACUGGUAAAUGAAGGCUGAUUUGUUAUAGAAGAUAAAUUCGAAUGGCACUGUGUAUAGUGGAAUCACUUUCCCUUUACUAACGAGUACCUAGUAGCAUACAUCUGAGAAUAUGGAUGCUGCCACUGAAUCAGAACUUAUAGAAAAAUUAGUGAAAGAAGCUGAAACUUUGAAAGUACGCUUAGAGGAAGAACGACAGAAGUUAAAUGAUAUUACACUUGCCAGUGUUGCGGAUAGGCUUGAAGCAAUCAGUUGUAUCAAUGUGAAACCACGUCGUGUUUUAAAGGGCCAUCAAGCAAAAGUUCUUUGUUCUGAUUGGUCACCUGAUAAACGACAUAUUGUUUCCUCUUCACAGGAUGGCAAAAUGAUAAUAUGGGAUGCAUUUACAACAAACAAAGAACAUGCCCUUACUAUGCCAACAAUCUGGGUUAUGGCUUGUGCUUAUGCUCCAAGUGGUGCUCUCGUUGCAUGCGGAGGACUAGAUAAUAAAGUUACUGUAUAUCCUCUAAGUCAGGAAGACGAUGUAUCGACUCGCAAAAAAACCGUUGCUACGCACACAUCUUAUAUGUCAUGUUGUGUAUUUCCUAAUAGCGAUCAACAAAUUUUAACUGGUAGCGGAGAUAGCACGUGCGCUUUAUGGGAUGUAGAGAGCGGACAAUUAUUGCAGAGCUUUCUCAGGCAUUCCAGUGACGUUAUGUCUAUCGAUUUAGCGCCAAGUGAAACUGGUAACACAUUCGUUUCCGGUAGUUGCGAUAAAAUGGUUCUAAUAUGGGAUAUGCGCACCGGUCAAUGUGUUCAAAGUUUCGAAGGACAUCAUUCUGAUGUUAACUCUGUAAAAUUUCAUCCUGGUGGUGAUGCAGUCGCAACCGGUUCUGACGACGCAACCUGUCGUCUUUUUGAUUUACGCGCGGAUAGAGAAAUAGCCGUUUACGCAAAAGAAAGUAUAAUAUUUGGAGCAAACGCUGUUGACUUAAGUGUCAGUGGACGCCUACUGUUUGCCGGUUAUAAUGAUUACACUGUAAAUAUAUGGGAUACUCUGAAAUGCCAAAGAGUUGCAUUUUUGUAUGGGCAUGAAAAUCGAGUAUCUUGUUUACGAGUUUCUCCGGAUGGAACUGCCCUUUCAACUGGAAGCUGGGAUUCAACUCUACGAGUUUGGGCUUAG